UGGAGAUCUCCGCCUCGCUGUGUUUACACAGUUGUCUCCAUUCAUUGAGUGAAAGGAAUCACUUCCCUAGUGGUAGCUGAUAAAAGCUCUCUGCGGCGCAGUGUCAGAGUCACUGGGAGACCCAGCACAUUCCUAUUCUCAGGCUCAGCACAAACUUAUUCCACUUCUUAAACAAACUCCAGUAUUUGCUUCCAAGAAGCAUGCAAGACCCUGACCGGAGAGCCCAGCUUUGUAGCAGCUGUCACUAUGUAGAGUGCCUGGAGAGAUGACCUCAGCUCGGGCAGGGACACUCAGGAGCUCAUUUCUACGAUUAUUUUGCACCAGGAUCUUCAGGGCUUUGGGUGGGAGACGCCCCAAGAGCAGGAGAAGUCUGCUGCUGCUCUGCACUGCAUGUCUACUUUAUGGGAUCUUUAUAGUCAGCCAGGUGGUACACAUUUUGCCCCAGCACAAGCCCACUCAGAGAGUGGAUGGAGAGACUGCCACACAGCAACCCAGGAGCUUUUUGGAGCAGAACACUUUUUAUGUUGAAAAUUCCCAGCCAGAUGGGGGCGCCCUGAACAGUUCCUCCACCCUCCAGCCUAAUGUUGUAUACAUCACCCUGAGGUCUAAGAGAAGCAAACCAGCCAAUAUCAGGGGCACAGUGAGACCAAAGAAGAGGAGGAAAUCUGCAGCCCUGGGGCAGCAUGGGUAUGAACCUAGCAUCCUGCAAAGCAUUGGCAGACCGGUGGACCAACGUUGGGAGGGGUAUCCAAAAAGGGGAGCCCCCACAUAUAAAUCCAAGGUACCAGCAACAAUUCAUUUAAGCGAUGCACGGGGGGAAACUAAUAAGCAUCACAGUAACAUAAGGAUUUACAGUGACAGUGCUCCCCCUUGGUUUCAUGCAGAAGAUAUCAGGACAAUGCGGUUCCUGGCAGACUCCAGGAUCUAUCAGAUUAGACAGGUGCCUGCGAGCCAUGCGCAUGUCAUCCACUUUAAAAGUCCGUCCAAGGAAAAGCCUCUGUUCUCCGCACCCAGCUCAAUCUGCCAGGGAACCUGUGGUCUCAUUAAGAGACCCUUGGACAUGAGUGAGGUCUUUGCGUUCCACUUGGAUCGGAUACUGGGGCUUAACCGGACGCUGCCAUCAGUGGGCAGAAAAUUUGAGUUCGUCCAAGAUGUACUACCGUGUCCUGUUAUAUUGUGGGACUCCUCUUUGCUUCCAACAGAUAACAACACAAAAUCUUCCAUUAAGCUGAAGUGGGGAAGUUACCAAAAGAUCCUUACACACAAGUGUUGGCUGAAUGGAAAAGUCCCUAAAAUAGAUCUUGGCUGUCCAGACAUACAUCACCACGAGUGGUCCAAGCUGGCACUUUUUGAUUUUCUUCUACAAGUCUACACACGUCUUGACAAACACUGCUGUGGCUUCAGACCUCGAAAAGAAGACACAUGUGUGCAAGAAGGGUUAUACUUGAAAUGUGACGACUCUCGCAAUAUUGACCUGACACAUAUUGUACAAAAGAAGAAUGACCCUCGGCACUUGGUUUUUAUCAAUAACAAAGGGUAUUUUGAUAGAAGCGAAGAUAAUUUGGACUUUAAGUUGUUGGAAGGAAUAAAAGAGUUUCCUGAAUCUGCUGUGUCAGUGCUAAAAAGUCAUAGACUACGGGAAAAACUCCUCCAGUCUUUCUUUCUGGACAAGAUUUUCUGGGAGAGUCAAGGGGGCCGCCAAGGGAUUGAAAAGCUCAUUGAUGUAAUAGAGAGAAGGGCAAAAAUUCUGCUUACUUACAUCAAUGCCCAUGGACUUAAAGUCUUGCCAAUGAAUGAUUAAACUGACCAAAUGACCUCAUGAAACAAGGCAGUGAAGAUGUAGUCACAUUUACUUGAACAACACAAAAUGCAUCAUUACAAUAUUUUUUCUAGAUGUGUAUAUAUUUUAGAAUAGUAUUCACUAGGCCCAGGUAAUAUGGUGUAUAGCUAUGGGAUCCUUUAGGCAGAAAACUGAAAGGUCUGAAACCUAAAAAGGGAAAAAAGUAGUCCUAUAGACGGGCAUGAGCAUCAAAUAUGUCUUCCCUUGGUCACUGGGAGGAGCACUGCUAAACAAUUUAUGGAGUAGAGCAAUACCAAGGACAAUGUGUAGAAAGACAGGUAAUUUUCUAUUUAAUUUGGUAUAUUUUAACAUGGCAGCCCAAAUAAUGAAGGACAUGCUUAUGCAAAAUAUUAUUUGUUUCAUGCAUAGAUUAUAUAUCCCAUACCUGUGUUCCCGUGUAUAUACAUGGUCCACAUUGUGCUAUAUUAUCUUCAGCAAUGUAAAACAUCCUUUAUUUUUAGCUAGUAAGAAGGUUUUAAAGACUUGUAAAACCAAAAAUGCUAAUUACAUUGGGCAUUUGGUAUAUACACAGCAACAAUAAGGAUAACUAUAUGUCAUAGCCUGCUUCCGUUGUGGUAAGAUAUACCAUUGCCUGUGGAGAGUGAAGCACAGAUUUCCAGCCUAGCUGAGUAUUUUUAUUUUUCCCCUGUCACAGCUUUGGAAUAUGUACUCCAACUAACAGGAGUGGGGAAGGUAAAUGUUUUCUAGAAUACACAUAAAACUUAUUUCAGAAAAAGAUUAAUGGGAUCUAUUUAUAAAAGCUAAAGCCUUGCUUAGGUUUAUGUGUAAUUUAAGAAAUGUCUAAUGCAGGGAUAUAAGAGAUAGCUCCUGCUUUAGCCAAAUUAACACUGCAGACCACAGUCUCCAUUAUUCUCAGUGGAGACUGCAGCCUAGGCCAAUUUACUAAGCACAGAAAAUCCUAGCGUUUUUGAGCUUGGCCAUGAUACUAACACCAUAUUAAGAUGGCGAUAGCCAUUAUAGCCCUAUGGGGAGAGCAGAGAUGGAGAUUAAUCUCCUGAUCCAUUCCCCAGCAGCCUCCAUUCUCCUCUCAUUGUUGCUUUGUUCUGUGCAGGGUCAGAGCUGGCAGUAAGAUGAUAGCGAUUCCUAUAACUUAUGCUGCAGGCCACUGAGCUGGGACGGGCUCCUAUGAGAGAUAAUAUCCUGGAGCCAAUUUUGUUGUUAAAUUCCACCAAAAAAUAAUUUCUUAUUGCUACAAUAUUCAAUAUAAGAUGCUACACUUUUUGAGGCCUCACUUUUAUGAAUGGUAAAUAGACUCCUACUAUCUGUAUGAUACAGAUUUGUUACAUCAUGUAUUGUGUAAUGGAAGUGAAGUAUAGUACUGAUCAUUGUAUUGAAGACAUAGCAAACAACAAGCUCAGGGAGAGGGGCGUCACUUACACACAGAACUAAAAGUUGUGUUGGAUGGAGUGCCGCUUUAGUACACACAUCUGUGUACAAUAGAGCUUUAUGAACUUUGUUUCCCAGAGCUACUGUAUAUUGGGAGAUGAGGAUGCAUUUGCACUGUGCUCAUUUUCUGGCUGAUGCCGAAUUGGACUUUGUAUAGCGUAAAGACCAUCCGCAUGCAUAUACAUCUGUUAUUUUGUACCUGCUCUAUUAGAGCUUUUUAUUAAUUGUAUGCACUCUAAAUAGCUGAUACGUAUUCUGCUGUCAAACCAAAUAUUAUAAAACGUGGGCAUAAGUACAUAAUACUUAAGCCUGAUGUAAACCUGGCGUAUUAGCUAUGGGUACAACCUCAUACAUUUUGCCAUUUGUGCACAUCUGCACUGCAGGCACAUAUUAUAUAUGAUCUUGUACGCAAAUAUUUUUAUAAACUCCGCAUCAUGCCUUGGUCUUCAGGAUCACUGGAGAGAGUGGGAGUGCACUCCUAUUUGCUAUACAUGGAGGUUAUAUUCAAUUAACAGCAACAUCACUAAAGAUAUUACUGUCAUUUAAAUAAAACCUUCCAUUUAUUACGUAUAUAUGCUCAAAUGUUAAUUUAAUGCUCUAACAAUAAUAAAACAUAAUAAUGAAUGCUUCUUACACAAUAAGAAGGUCAGCACGGAUGGUGCUCGAUUCCCGCCAUGGCCCUAACUGUGCGGAGUUUGUAUAUUACAUAGUUACAUAGCUGUUCAGGUUGAAAAAAGACAAAUGUCCAUCGAGUUCAACCUGUAUUAUACAUUUUAUAUUAAUUAAGUGCUGUAUCCUUGGAUAUUUUCCCUGUACUUGCGCAGGUUUCCUCCAGGUAAUCCGGUUUUCUCCCACAAUCCAAAAAUAUACUGGAAGGUUAAUUGGCUUCCAAAAAAUUAAUGCUAAAAUGUAAGUGCGUGUGUACAUAUAGGGCAGACUAGAUGGGCCAAGUGGUUGUUAUCGGCCAUCAAAUUCUAUGUUUCUAUGUUCUAUUCUAAAACAUAACAAUAAAAACAAAAAGAGAUUAAUAUAAGUUUUCUAUAGAAACAAAUAAAACAAAACUAUAUGCAAUACCUUUAUUCUAAAGGUAAGUUAUAUGUUGGGACCUAAAGUUCCUGUUUAUGUUUUAAAGCAUAAACUGUUUGUUUUGAAAUAUGACCAAAAUAAUAUAUAUAUUUCCUUUUUUUCCCUCUCAUUUUCCAUGUGUCUAAGCCAACGGCUUAUAUCUAUGUUUAUUUCACUUUUUAGUCUUUUUUUUUUUCUUUUUUCCUUUUUUUUUUUUUACUUACAAUUAUUUUUUUUAUUGACAUCUACAAAAAUGUACUGACAAUCAAUUUUUCUUACAUUCAAAAUAUAAUAUACUGUUUGUAAUACAAACAUGAAAGAAGUAGGUAGUUGUAUGUUAACUUGGGUAGGAAUUGGAAAUAAGGAGCUACUGUAUUUACUCUUUCUGGAACUAAACCAUUGACCUAAUGAAUUAUGCUUGAAAGUAGUGCAUCAUUUCAUAACCUUCACUGACAAGAAUUUUUUUUUUUGUAGCCAAUCAGUAAAUGUAGUGACCGUCAAUGUCUAUGACUAUAAAUAAUUGGGAGGAAAGAAACACAUACACAGAAUUGAUACACAAUUAGGGUAAAAUAAGGACCCCAUUUUUCAAGCCUUGGAGAGUAAUAAAUAGCACGUGAUAAAGUACAGUACCAACCAAUCAGCUCCUAACUUCCAUGUCACAGACUGUGAGGCAGAUAUAUUAACCUGGAGAAGGCAUAAGGAAGUGAU
Pseudophryne corroboree (corroboree frog) is the source of this 5020-nucleotide messenger RNA. It is a transcript of the gene GASK1B, whose product is annotated as golgi associated kinase 1B. Gene Ontology annotation, cellular component: Golgi apparatus. The coding region runs from base 266 to 1801 and encodes 511 amino acids. The record is from RefSeq and is a predicted model, not a curated record. The transcript has 4 exons. Lineage: Eukaryota; Metazoa; Chordata; Amphibia; Anura; Myobatrachidae.